Molecule: messenger RNA, 3980 nt
Organism: Chelonoidis abingdonii (Abingdon island giant tortoise)
Lineage: Eukaryota; Metazoa; Chordata; Testudines; Testudinidae
Gene: SPATA20
Product: spermatogenesis associated 20
Biological process (GO): carbohydrate metabolic process
Source: RefSeq, a predicted model, not a curated record
GGAGUGGGUCGCUGGCGGCGGCCAUGAUCUCCGCCCCCCUGCUGCGCCGCUGCUGCCGCCUGCUGUCCCGCCGGGCCGGAGCGAACCGAGCCGCCUGGACUCGCAGGACUGUGUUUCUGAGAGGGGGCCCAGCCAUGGCCACAGGAGGGAAAAGCAGCCGAUCUAGCAUCCAUCGUUACACCAACCGUCUGAUUAACGAGAAGUCUCCCUACCUCCUCCAGCAUGCCCACAAUCCGGUGGACUGGUACCCAUGGGGCCAGGAAGCCUUUGAUAAAGCAAAGAAAGAAAACAAGCUGAUAUUUCUGUCAGUCGGCUAUUCCACCUGCCACUGGUGCCACGUGAUGGAGCAGGAGUCCUUCAAGAACAAAGCGAUCGGCAAGAUUCUGAACGACAACUUUGUGUGCAUAAAAGUGGAUCGUGAGGAGAGGCCAGAUGUGGAUAAAGUUUACAUGACCUUUGUGCAGGCUACCAGCAGUGGAGGAGGCUGGCCAAUGAGUGUGUGGCUGACUCCUGACCUCAAACCCUUCAUAGGUGGGACGUAUUUCCCUCCCGAAGAUGGAAUUUACCAAGUUGGCUUUCGAACUGUGCUGCUCCGAAUUGCCGAUCAGUGGAAGCGGAACAAAAAUGCCCUUUUGGAGAAUAGCCAGAGGAUUAUGUCAGCGCUGCUGGCCAGGGCUGAGAUCAGCAUCAAAGGGGAAGAUUCACCCCCACCUUUUCCAGAGGUGAUGGCCAGGUGUUUCCAGCAGCUGUCUGAAUCAUAUGAUGAGGAAUACGGUGGCUUUUCAGAGUUUCCAAAGUUCCCCACGCCAGUCAAUUUAAAUUUCCUGUUCACAUACUGGGCCCUACACCGGGCAUCACCUGAUGGUGCACGGGCCUUGCAGAUGGCGCUGCACACUCUCAAGAUGAUGGCCUAUGGUGGGAUUCAUGAUCACAUUGCUCAGGGAUUCCACCGCUACUCCACCGACCAGAGAUGGCACGUUCCUCACUUUGAGAAGAUGCUGUAUGAUCAGGGGCAGCUAGCCGUGGCCUAUGCCAGGGCGUUUCAGAUUUCUGGCGAUGACUUCUUUGCAGAUGUUGCUGCAGACGUUCUGCUCUACGUCUCCCGAGAUCUGAGCGACAGGGCUGGAGGAUUCUACAGCGCAGAGGACGCAGACUCCUAUCCGACAGCCAAGUCCAAAGAAAAGCGGGAGGGGGCGUUCUGCGUGUGGACGGCAGAGGAAAUACGGCGCCUCCUUCCAGAGCCUGUGGAGGGGGCUUCAGAGAGGAAGACUCUGGCAGAUGUGUUCAUGCAUCACUAUGGGGUGAAGGAAGGUGGGAACGUGAGCCCAGCGAAGGACCCGCACAAGGAGCUGAGGGGGCAGAACGUGCUGAUUGUGCAGUAUUCCCUGGAGCUGACGGCAGCCAGGUUCGGGCUGGGCCUGGAACAGCUCAAGACGAUGCUGGCGAAGAGCAGAGAGCGUCUCUGCGAAGCCCGGGGUCACCGACCGCUCCCACAUCUGGACACCAAGAUGCUGGCGUCCUGGAACGGCCUGAUGAUCUCGGGCUUCGCUCAGAGCGGGAUGAUCCUCGGCAAGGAGGAGUACGUCAGCCGGGCCGGGCGGGCAGCUGACUUCCUGCGAGGCCACCUGUUCGACGUCUGCAGCGGUAGGCUGCUGCGGAGCUGCUACCGGGGCAAAGGCAGCUCGGUGGAGCAGAGCGCUGUUCCCAUUCAGGGCUUCCUGGAGGAUUAUGUCUUUGUGAUCCAGGCGCUCUUUGACCUUUACGAGGCCUCGCUGAACCAGGGCUGGCUGGAGUGGGCCGUGCAGCUCCAGCGCAAACAAGACGAGCUCUUCUGGGACUCCAAAGGCUUUGCGUAUUUCUCCAGUGAGGCUGGGGACUCCUCUCUGCUCCUCCGCUUGAAGGAUGAUCAAGAUGGCGUGGAGCCCAGUGCCAACUCCGUAGCCGUUGCUAACCUGCUCAGGGCAGCCUGUUACUCCGGCAACAUGGAGUGGGUGGAGAAAGCCGGGCAGAUCCUGGCUGCCUUCUCGGAGAGGCUGCUGAAGUUCCCCGUGGCCCUGCCAGAGAUGGCCCGAGCCACCGUGGCCUUUCACCGCACUCUCAAACAGGUUGUUAUCUGCGGCGCCCCAGAAGGAGAAGAUACUAAAGAUCUGCUCCGCUGUGUCCACUCCGUCUUCACUCCAAACAAGGUGCUGAUGCUGGCGGACGGGGACAGCACUGGAUUCCUGUACCACCACUUGCCCUUCCUCUCCUCCCUGGAGAGGAAAGACGGAAAAGCCACUGCUUAUCUCUGUGAAAACUUUGCCUGCUCCCUGCCCGUCACCUCCUCCCAGGAGCUGCGCAGGCUGCUGCUGCUAUGAGCUGUCACCCCGUGGCCUCGCCAUGCACCCUGCUGUCUCCGCGAAGGUGAAAGAAAAUAGACUAACGAGAAAGCCGCGGUGACUGUGCACGGACACAGCGCAGAACUCUGCAAUAAAAUCACCUUUUGCCCAAGCCGCCUGCCGGAUUGUUCUUAGUGAAACUGACAAGCAGUCUCAGCCAUCCAUCCCUGCUGGCUCCCCGGCACGCACCCGUGAGCAGCUCUGUCUUCGGAGAUGGUUUUAGCCCUUGGGUUUCUGUUGUAGCAGUGUCCUUUCUCCUCCUCAUCAGGAAGACUCACACACCACGGUUCUCAAGAGCACUGCCCUUUGGGGGCAGAUUAUGUUCCCAGCCUUCAAAUUCCCAGGGACAGGUGCAGUCAGUUCUAAUCUGAACCAUGCAGUUGAGUCACAUAUGAAGAGUCCACAUGCAGUGGAAUCUAAUCAUAACAGUGUCCAAUCAGAUCGCUCCUUUUCUUAUUAGGUUUUGCAGCACCCCGGGAGGUGGCAUUGUCCCUGUUUAUGGAAACUGAGGCACUGCGAGAUUCAUCUGCCCAGGUUACAUAGGAAGAGCCAGGAAUUGAACCCAGGAGUCCUGACUUCCCAUCCCCCUACUUCAAUGUUUCUCAACUGAUGGAUUGCGAUCCCUGGGAGUGGAGUGGGUGUUGUGUAAGGCAAUCCAGGGUGCUGGAAGGAGGCACUGGAAACUUUAUUACAAAUGAAAACAAAGAAAGUCUCACUCCCUGCACAGCCUCCCCUUUCAAUGUCAAGGAUUCUCUGUCAGCCUCUCCAAACACACACGCACAAAUCAAUUAAACAGGCUUAUUAGCACUAGUAGCAUGAAUACCUUUUUACUCAUACUUUGAUUGUAAAUGCAAGGACGGUCCCAACAAUUUUUUACUUUAAAUAAGGAUCUGCCCACUGAAAAGGCUGCGAAGCAGUGCCCUCCUCUAGCCAGUGUCAAAGGCAAUGCAGAGGAGUGUCUAGCUGUGAACAGUCAUGUGCAGCAGUGGCUAAUUCCAGUGAGCCACAGGCAGUGUGGUCUAAUUCAGGGCUCCCUAAACUUUUUUCCCUGUGGCCCCCUGUGCAGCUGCAAUAGACACUGCGGCCUGCUAUUAACAACUAGGGUCAUUAGUAAUUGUAAUUAUUACAUACAACUAAAUAAAGAAUUCCCAUGUUUCCUUUUCAUUUUAAUGUACACAGUUGUAAAGCUAGAAAUCCCUAGCAAUAUGUACGCGAGGACAAGCUUGAAGGUCUUUGAAACCAAACAGUUCUAGUAAAGCUACACUUUAAAAAAACAUAUUGAGAGCAAAAUGUGGUGUUGAAAGAGGGCAAACAAUGUGGAACUGUACCAUGUGGAAAACUGAACAAUAAGCAACACAACCAUGUUAACAGAAUUGUUAAAAAACAGUUUUGUUGAUUUUUAAACUUUGAACCCUAUAUUGUGUUUUCAAUAUUUUUUAGUGUAAAAUCUGAUUUUAGUGUUGUAUAAGUAAAGACUGAACCGGACUCUCCUCUAAUUAGGAAAAAAAUCAAAUAUUGUACAUAAAAAUGUAAAAUAACAGUUCUAUAACACACCAAGGUAACAGGUACUCAACCUGUCCGGUAAAAGAGAAUCCAAUCUUC